Molecule: messenger RNA, 1539 nt
Organism: Lactuca virosa
Lineage: Eukaryota; Viridiplantae; Streptophyta; Magnoliopsida; Asterales; Asteraceae
Source: the annotation of a GenBank genome assembly
AUGGACUCCAUUUUCAAUCUUGAAGAAACUGAAAGAUCCAGUAGGCUUCGACAAAUCAUGGAAACGUUUGGUUUCACUUACGUCUGCCUCUGGUCUCACUUUCCCAAUCCUUCCAAUUGUCUGAUCUUCAUUGACGGAACUUACAAAGAAGAAAACAAGCAAGAAAGCUCAUCAUCUGGGAGUCUAGCCAUGAGGUCAUUUAUUGACUACCAGAAGUCAAUUUUCUUGAUUGACGAUUACAGUGGAGGUGUUCCAGGGUUAGCAUUCAUGCACAAUCUACCAUACAUGGAGCGUAAAGGGUUGGAGCUUUUAAGAUUGGCAUCGAAUCCAGCACAAUUACAAUUUUAUGAAACUGCAAUUUUUAUGGGGUGCAAGAAUGGUGAGAUCGAGCUUGGCAUGUCCAAUGGGUCCUCCCUGCAGACUAACUUCGAAAUUGUGUCGAAGAAUCUGUUUCCUGGCGAUUUCCCUCAAGAAUUGCUUCCCCAACCAGUUGUUCAAGCUCGACCUUCAUCUUCUUCUUCAUCUCUUAGAUCAUUAUCCAUGGACAAUAGCACCGAGCACUCACCUUUUCUCUUCAACAUGCUUCAAACAAGUUCUUAUAUGCCGGAAAUAUAUCCUAUUGAAGAAGCAUCUUUGGAUCGACAAACACCAUCUUCUUCAGCAAUGAGAUCAGAAGACCCUCUUCAACAUGCCCUAUAUCAAAUUAGAACCAAUAAGUUGAUACCUUACAGAGAACAUGAAGAAUCUGUAAUGACACAAGCAAUUCUUGCAGCCAUUUCGUCUUCUUCUUCUCCAUCUUGUUCUUCCUCUUACCAUCUUCAAGCCCCUCGAGUUGCUACUGCAUUUAAGAGAUAUCGAUCAUGUUUAGGGUGUACAAAACAACGAGUUCAAAGUCGCCAGAAUCUUAAUAGAAGAUCGCUUUCAUUCUUUCGAAAUCUAAGUGAGGCUCGAGCCCAACAAAGUCAAAUGAUCCAAACAACCCGACCUACAAGCAAUCAACUUCAUCACAUGAUAGCAGAGCGUAAAAGAAGAGAGAAAAUCAAUGAAAGCCUCGAAGCUUUGAAAUCACUACUCCCUCCGGGGUCGAAGAAGGACAAAGCAUCAGUACUAUCAAAAACAAAAGAGUACAUAAAUUCUUUAAAAUCUCAAGUUAAUGAGCUUAACAGAAGAAACAAGAUUUUGGAGGCUGAGCAUUCUAGGAAAGAAGCACAUAAUCAAGAUUCCGGUAACAUCUCCGGCGAGAGACUAACAGUCAGAAUCACGGACAUUGGUGAAUCAACUUCGGAGUCACGAGUCAUAGAAUUGGAAUUGAAUGUCAGAGGGGACCUCAUUCUUGUGGAUUUGGUGGUUCGUGUGUUGGAAUUCAUCAAACAAGUAGAGAAUGUAAGUGUAAUGUCAGUAAAUGCUGGGACACAAAGGACGUUGGAGACAGAAGCUUUAACGAAUCGAGUUGUUUUGAGAUUGAGAAUUCAGAAGGCGAAUCAAGAGCGACUCCAGAAGCAGCAGCUGUCGAGGCGCUGCACAUCUGUGCCACCAUGA